AUGGGUGCACAGUUCAACUGGAGGAUGGGAUUCUUCUGGCAACAUGGGAAAACUACUCCCCCGAACCGCCUUUGGUCUACUUCCCUAUAUACAAAAGUACUGAUAAAGGGCGAGACCUGGGCUCCUUUCUCUACUGUCACUGACCUGGUGAACGGCUGGGGGCUGCGCUACCAGCCGGAUCUGUAUCUCCUCCCACAGGCAAUCGGCAAGGGAACAGUUAUUUGUUCGGCGUAUUCUAUCCCUACGGAUCUUAGUCAGACCAAGAUCGAUGUCUAUCCAUCCGUGAACGGCGGAAAGACAUGGUCAUUUCUCUCUACUGUCGCUUCUGGGGGAGUUGCCUUGUCGAACAAUGGCGAGACCCCAAUAUGGGAGCCAUUCAUGAUGGUCUACGACAACCAGCUUGUCAUGUACUACUCCGACCAGCGCGACCCAGCAUAUGGCCAAAAGAUUGUCCACGAAGUCAGCGCCGAUGGUGUGACCUGGGGCCCCGUGGUCAACGAUAUUGCAUACUCGACCUAUGAACAUCGCCCUAGAAUGCCGACCGUCGCAGCUCUGCCCAACGGCCAAUAUAUCAUAACUUAUGAAUACGGAUUAGGCCCUAAUCCCACGGGCAGCGGAGCGUUCAUCUUAACGUAUUAUCUCCAGCCCCCUCACAUUUGA
Molecule: messenger RNA, 660 nt
Organism: Pseudogymnoascus destructans
Lineage: Eukaryota; Fungi; Ascomycota; Leotiomycetes; Thelebolales; Thelebolaceae
Exons: 2
Coding region: 1-660 (219 amino acids)
Source: RefSeq, a predicted model, not a curated record